This is a messenger RNA of Diaporthe amygdali, 522 nucleotides long. RefSeq lists its product as uncharacterized. The transcript has a single exon. The record is from RefSeq and is a predicted model, not a curated record. NCBI's taxonomy places the organism in Eukaryota, Fungi, Ascomycota, Sordariomycetes, Diaporthales, Diaporthaceae. Bases 1 to 522 code for a protein of 173 amino acids.
AUGUCUUUCAACAAACAGGAUGAUAUGGAGAACCUUCAUCGCACCACAAUGAGGGCAUUCGUCAAUCUUCACGAAGCCUUCAAGCAAUCCACACAAGAAGACAACGGAAUCAAGCUUCAGAUUGACUAUUUCAAGGGUCAAGACAGCACUUUGGCGCAACUGAAAGCUCGUGAAGCUCUCUACGAGCAUGACAUGGAAGUGAUCUCCAGCCAAAAGAGCGUGGUCGAAGCGGCUGCCUCUGCCUGCGAUCCAAAAGGCAAGACCUGGCACUUGUUGACGGCUUUUUCAACUCUUGUUCAGGUGCUGCAGAAAGACCGCCAAAUUCGCCGAAAAACCUUAGAAGUAGGAGUCGAGAUCCUCAAGGCCAUAGAUUCCAUCGAGAAACAAAAAGAACAGCUGAAGAAGGACGAGUUGGCAAUAGCGAGACAUCUCUUGGAGAUCAAACACAAGGAGGAGCAACAGGAGCUCAUCCUGAAUGUCUCAUGGGAUUCGGUGACCGACCAGUUUGGCUUCAUGGGUUAG